This is a messenger RNA of Siniperca chuatsi (mandarin fish), 4732 nucleotides long. RefSeq names its product 3-hydroxy-3-methylglutaryl-CoA synthase 1 (soluble) (gene hmgcs1). The coding region runs from base 148 to 1695 and encodes 515 amino acids. The transcript has 10 exons. The record is from RefSeq and is a predicted model, not a curated record. Lineage: Eukaryota; Metazoa; Chordata; Actinopteri; Centrarchiformes; Sinipercidae. Gene Ontology annotation, molecular function: hydroxymethylglutaryl-CoA synthase activity. Gene Ontology annotation, biological process: acetyl-CoA metabolic process.
CAUAAUUGACUCUUCAGUGUGACAGUCUAACGGGUAAUAAACGAUUUAAGUUCCAGGAAAUCCCGUUGCCCUUUCACCCAGUUUUGCUCUCCGCUAUCCUUAUCUGGUCUCUGUCUCCUAAACACGAGCUUUAUGUAGCGGUUUAGGAUGCCUGGAUCAGCCCCAAUCAGUUGCUUGGGACCAUGGCCCAAAGAUGUGGGUAUCAUUGCCAUGGAACUGUACUUCCCAUCCCAGUAUGUGGACCAGGCAGAGCUGGAGCAGUUCGAUGGUGUGCCAGCUGGUAAAUACACUGUUGGCCUGGGCCAAGCUCGCAUGGGCUUCUGCUCAGACCGCGAGGACAUCAACUCUUUGUGCCUGACGGUGGUCCAGAGGCUGAUGGAGAGGAACGCCCUGUCCUAUGACAGCGUGGGUCGACUGGAGGUCGGCACUGAGACCAUCAUAGACAAGUCCAAGUCUGUCAAGACGGUCAUCAUGCAGCUGUUUGAGGACUCUGGCAAUACAGAUGUCGAAGGCAUUGACACCACAAACGCCUGCUACGGUGGGACAGCGGCACUCUUCAAUGCUGUCAACUGGGUGGAGUCCAGCUCAUGGGAUGGGCGUUAUGCACUCGUGGUAGCAGGGGACAUUGCUGUCUACGCCACAGGAAGUGCCCGGCCUACAGGGGGUGCUGGUGCCGUGGCCAUGCUGGUCGGGCCUAAUGCUCCUCUGGCCUUUGAACGAGGUCUGCGAGGAACCCACAUGCAACAUGCAUAUGACUUCUACAAGCCAGACAUGGUGUCAGAGUACCCUGUAGUGGACGGCAAGCUGUCGAUAGAGUGCUACCUGAGUGCCUUGGACCGCUGCUACUCUGUGUAUCGCAACAAGAUCCACGCACAGUGGCAGAGAGAGGGAUCAGAGAAGCGCUUCAGCCUGGACGACUUUGGCUAUCUCGUCUUCCAUUCUCCAUACUGCAAGCUGGUGCAGAAGUCGUUGGCUAGACUGAUGCUGAAUGACUUUCUGAGCCACCCCAGCCCCAACACUGAGACAGGACCCUUCACAGGUCUCGAUGCCUUCAGAGAUGUACAGCCAGAAGAGACUUACUUUGACCGGGAUGUGGAGAAGGCCUUCAUGAAGGCCAGUGCAGACCUGUUUGAGAGGAAGACCAAGUGCUCCUUGCUUAUCUCCAACCAGAAUGGAAACAUGUACACCCCCUCUGUCUAUGGCUGCCUGGCCUCACUCAUUGCACAACACACACCUUCACAGAUAGCAGGGCAGAGGAUUGGAGUUUUCUCCUAUGGUUCAGGAUUUGCUGCUACUCUGUAUUCUCUCAGAGUCACACAGGACCAUACACCCGGAUCUAGUCUGGACAAACUUGUGUCCAGCCUGAGUGACCUGAAGGUCAGACUGGACUCAAGGAAGAAGGUUGUGCCUGCUGUUUUCUCUGAGAACAUGAAGCUGAGAGAGGAGACACACCACUUAGCCAGCUACGUCCCUCAAGGCUCAGUGGAGGAUUUGUUUCCAGGGACAUGGUACCUGACACGAGUGGAUGAUAAACAUCGCAGGGAAUACGCCCGAAGAUCUCUGGACGACGACCUGCCAGCAGAGCCAGACCUUGUUCGCUCCGGCACUGCCACCGAGCACAUCCCCAGUCCAGCCAAGAAGAUGCCUCGCAUCCCUGCAGCCGCCGCCGGCCCCGAGGCCGCCGUCAGCAACUGAGAGCACUCGGCUUACCUCUGAGAGGUAUCGAGGUCCAACGGUUUGGAAAGUGUAAUAACUAGACAACACUAGAGGUCAGAAGGGUAGCAAGAGACAACAGCGUCACCUCCGGAACCAUUAUACGUUAAACUUAAUUAGGUUGGAGCAGCUGUAGACACUCAUCAUCUGCCCGUACCCUUCCCAUCACCCCCCUGUUGUCCACAUGUAAUACUGUCGGACAGUAAGCUCCAUAUUUGAACAGAGUCUAUUUUGAUCACAGUAAUUGUUUGUUUUAGCAAUCCUUUAUUUCAAAGUUUACACUUUUACAUAUUUUCCUUUUGCAUUUGUGCAAAAUGAACAGUUGUAUAUUUGGGAGGAGCACAGGCAGAUGUUUGCGUGGAGUGCUGCUGAUAUCGAGUUAAACAAGCAGACUUCCUCCUGGCAGCUGGCAGCCAGUGACAGGAAGAGGAAAUGGACAUAAUUAAUGUUAUCUCAGACCUCCUGCUGAUUAAAAGAACAAAGGGAAGUGCUGCUGCUGCCACGGCAACCCAGAGUGAGACGGAGCGCACACCCCCACUCUGCUGUUUGUGCUCAAUACCUCAGUUUUCUAUGAAAAGAUGUGGUCAUUUUUCUACAGGUGAGUCUGUGACCAAACAUCGGGAACAGGACUCGAGACUCAAAGCCUGCACGCGGCGGGUGGAGUCUUACUUUAAACUGCUGUUGACUGCUGUAGCAGAGCUAAUGUAGUCAACAUGUUAACGUGCUAGGAAACAUUCUGUUCCAUAGAUACGUGUUAGAGUGAAGCUAUUUUGGAUAACACCAGUGUCAUUUUAGUUUGCCUUUCAUUGCCAUGAAAUGUCUAAACCCACUGAGGGAUUUGCCACAGUGAGUAGCUGCUGCUGUUCAACGUCAGGUUUAGUUAACCUUCCAAAGUCACCGGCUCUACAUACAUACUUUGUAAAACUUCUAUUUAAUUCUUUGUGUUGAUGAAACAAUUAGUCGAUUAAUCAAUUAAUUGAUAGUCAGAAAAUGUUUGAUAAGGGACUAAUCAUUUAACUCAUUUUUCAACCAAAAAUGCCAAACCUCUUUGGCUUUUGGACUGUUGCUCCAACAAAACCUGAUAUUUGAAGACGUCACCUUGGAGCUGGACAUUUAGACUUUUAUUGGAUUUUAUUGGAUUAUUAUUGGAUAUAACUUUUUUCCAAACCACCAGUAGUGUCUGCCUUUUCACUGCCACCGCAUGUAUAGUAACGUGUAUACCAACAGUUCACCAUAGUGGAGAAAGAGAAAACUAGCCAGUAGGUUAGUUGAAAAAUGUUGUCAUUACAACAUUAUGGGCUGCAGUAGCCAUGCUGCAGCGCGUCUGUGAGCUCUUGUCAUUGUCAUGUUGCUUGGCAGUAGAACACACAGUCGAGUGUGGCCAACGUCAGUGGGUUUCGACUUUUCUAAACUAAUAACAAAAAGAAAUAUUACACCAGUGUCAUCCUUAAAAGGUGCAAUCGGCAAAAUAUGGCUGUUUACUAGUGACAGUACAACAUGGUCAGCUUUUAAAAAAGGAUUAUGUUGGGACUUAACUCAAAUUUUAAACUCGCCCCCUCGUUGGGAAACACACAGUCCUUCAAUGAGAAGAUGUGGGGCUGCAUAUCAUAGCAGUGUUCGAGAAGUCUACACAACUUUAGUUUGCACUGCAAAUAUCCACGUGCUCGGAGUACAGGCUGCGGGUGGAGCCACGCUGCUCCCCUUUCUUAGCUCCACCUAGCUAAAACUAAUGCAGUCUACUCUAACAGCCGUCAUCAAGCUUCUAAUCCGUUUCAAUGUUGGUGUGUGCUGAUGUAGAAGUGUUAUAUACUGGAGGUGUUUCUAAUAUUUAACACCUAAAGUUUCAACACAAACGAAACCUCAGAACCUCGAUGAAGGUAGGAUUUAUUGGAUUAGACUGCAUUAGUUUCAGAGAGGUGGACCGAUAAACUGGAAAAGGGUAAAUAUGACCUGUUUCCUUCCUGUAUAAGCUGACAGGUGCAGAGCAAGGCUCCUCAGGUUCCUCACCUGUCCCCCAAAGAUGCUGCGACUUUGCUGCAGUUUAUACUGACACUAAACCCUCCGAGCUGCGCUGGCUCAGCCUCACUGAAAGCUUGAAAGCAGCACACUGAGGAGAUAUUGGAUUUAUUUUGUGGAAAGAGUCAGUGACACGUUGCCGAUUGCACCUUUAAGGGAUAUAUCACUAUAUGGGACAAUAAAUCACGGACCCUUAUGCAAGGGAAACCACAUUGUCAGGCGGUGAUGGCUACAGUUUGACUCUUGUCUCUCCUCGUUACACCAAACUGCCACACAUUCCUAUCAACCAUUGUCACAUUGAAACCGCUGCUGAGAAUGUGAUCUCCAGUGUUGUCUUUCCUCGUCAGUUUCAUUCAGAUAGCCGAAGUGUAACACAUUAAUUCAUACUAAAGCCUUAAUGUCAGAGGGCUUUGUUUCAUGAAGUUAUAGGUCAGGAGAUUUAAAUGCAACGUACAGAACUGUUCUCUGUGUUUCUCAAAUAGUUGUUGUUCCUGUUUAAAGUUGACUUUGAUUUGGUAAUAUCUGCUGUCAGCAACAAGGAACCCAAACAGAAGGAGCUUAAAGUGUCUGUGCGUUCCUGUUGGUGGUCGGACGGGCUCGUACACUCGCGCACACACAGGCAUCAGAGGAGUCGUGACAGUUGAUGUCAAGGUGACAAGCCUUACGAUAAGCAUGCAUGAACUGCAAACAAGACGCAGCUUGUCCUCGAGCAAUGUACAUAUUCCUUAAUUGUACAGUCAGUUAGUUCCUCUGGAGUCGGGCCUUGCUCGCAGCAGCAGCAUCACAAACUCACGGCGUCGCUGUGAGCGUACUUGGUACGGCUAACAUUACACCUGUGUGGCGUCUCAGAGGUCACAUGAUCUUUACCAAUGUACAGUACAAACGAUUACAAAGGAUUAUUUAUGCCAUGUAGAUAUGAAUGAAUGGAUGUCUCAGAUGAAUUUUAUCCAGACAGUUUGUGUAAACGUGUAGAUUCAUUCAGAAUAAAUGGACAUUCAACUUG